Molecule: messenger RNA, 2172 nt
Organism: Sporothrix brasiliensis 5110
Lineage: Eukaryota; Fungi; Ascomycota; Sordariomycetes; Ophiostomatales; Ophiostomataceae
Exons: 2
Coding region: 1-2172 (723 amino acids)
Source: RefSeq, a predicted model, not a curated record
AUGGGCUCGCCUUCCAUCCACCUCGAGCACGCUUCCUGGCUCUCGUGGGCUUUCCUGUCGGUGGCUUUCACAGGUGCAAUCGCGGCCCGAUGCCUCCAGCGCCAUCGGCAAACACGGAUUCGACAAAGCAGCGGCGCCAUGGCACCUCACACCGCCAGCGGAAAACCAGCAGCUGCCGACCUGGCCGGUCGCGCACCGCCCUGCGUGCGCCUGCCCCAGGGCACCUACGAAGGGCGCGUGGUGGCCGUUGGCCAGAACGUUGUUGAGUCGGCCGGCCUCGGCUUGGGCGUCGGCGCUGGACCAGGAGCCUCACCCUCAUCUUCAUCCUCCUCCUCUGGGGAGCCUCUCCCGAUCCCGCAGCAGGCGGCCCUGCCGAAAGCACUCGACGUCUUCCUCGGCAUCCCGUAUGCAAAGUCGACGGCGGGCGGCAACCGCUUCCGGGCGCCCGAGCCCGUGGUCGUGGACGCGCGCGGCACGGGCGACCGGCACAGCCGCGUGAUUCCGGCCACGCAAUUGGGCCAGCGGUGCCCCGGCGUGGCGCCCAACCCGUUUGUCCCCGAGGGCGAGGACUGCCUCAACGCGAAUGUGUACCGGCCCUCGUUGGCGGGACAGACGGCGGGACAGACGACGGGACAGACGACGGGCCAGGGGACGCGCAUUCCUGCCGGGCCCUUGCCCGUCGUCGUCUACGUGCACGGCGGUGCCUUUAACAAUGGCAUGGGCGUCGAGCGCGACAUGGCGAGCUUCGUGGCGUAUGCAGAGCGCGACGUCGUGGGCGUCAGCUUCAACUACCGCGUCGGUGCCCUGGGCUUCCUUGGCUGGCAGACGGCUGCCGAGGACGGCAAGGACGGCAAGGACGGCGACAGCGCGGACGACAGCAGUGCACCAUUGAACCUGGGCCUCCGGGAUCAGCAGUUGCUCUUUUCGUGGGUGCAGAACAACAUCCGCUGCUUUGGCGGCGACCCCAACAACGUCACCAUCAUGGGGCUGAGCGCCGGUGCGCAUUCGAUUGGCCAUCACAUCCUUCACUACCCCCCUGGCAAGGCGCCUUUCCACAAGGCCAUCCUCGAGUCCGGCGCGCCCACGGCCCGCUCCCUGUGGAGCCCGGACCACCCGCGGCCUCGGGCGCAGCUGCGUGCGUUCCUCGUGGCCGCCGGCGCACAGGAGCAUCGCGACAUCCUCGCGUACCUGCGCGGCCUGCCGCUGUCGACCAUCGUCGCCGCCAGCCGCACGGUCUGGAACGACUACGCCGCCAGCGUCUGCUGGCCGUUCCAGCCCGUCGUGGACGGCCAUGUGAUUCGCCAGACGCCUCUGCGCGCCUGGCAAGCCGGCUUUGCACCCCGUAUUCCCGUCAUGACCGGCUUCAACACCAACGAGGGGACCCUGUUUGUGCCGGGCGACGCCGGCCGCGCCGACACCGAUGCCGACUUCCGCACGUUCUUUGCCGACCUCGUCCCCGGCCUGACGAGCGACGACCUCGACGAGCUGGCGCGCGUGUACCCGGACCCCGUCACACACCCCGAGACCUCGCCGUACGUCAUGCCGGAACCCUACCCGCCGGGCGUCACCGGCCGCCAGUGGGCCCGCCUCGAGGCCGCGUACGCCCACUAUGCCUACAUCUGCCCCGUCCUGCAGACGGCGCACUACCUGUCGACGAACCCCGCCAACAGCAACGUGUACCUGUACGAGUAUGCGGCGCGCGCCUUGCACUGGAACACGGCCAACCACGGCGACAACCAGUCGUGCGUGGCGCACAGCAUGGCCGUGCUGCGGGGCCACCCGGGCCUGCUGGCCGUGGCCGACGCCAUGCACGGCGCGUGGGUGCGGUUUGCCGCCAGCCCCGUCGGCAACCCCAAUGGGGACGGCGAACAGGGCGCCGCUGGCGCCGCGGCUGUGCCGUGGGCGCCCUUCGUGUCCCCUUUUUCACGGGCAAGCGGUGACGGCAAAGGUUUGCUCAUGGUGUUUGGGCAGGGCAACGACGAGCGGGUGCCGCCCGAACAACGCACGGGUGGGCCCGAGGCGAAGCCGGGCACGGCAGCGGCCCUCCGGAGCCUCUCCGACUAUGAACUGGCACAGUGCCGCUUCUGGUGGGACCGGACGGCGCUGAGCGAAGGCGACGGCCAGCGGGACCGUUUGGAUACCAAACGCGGCGCGGUUCAGAGCCACCUGUAG